UGAUAUAAAUAGGUAUAUUUCUAUCAGAUUUUCUCUUAUGAAUCUUGAUAAAAAACUAGUCAUUUUAUUGAUCUUUGCAUCCUUAAAUAACUCUAAAGACUGUCAAUUUUAAAGCUAUUUUUGUACUGGAUAUGUAUAUACUUUUUGGCUGCGCACUCAAAUAUUCUGAUCCUCAAGUUUGAAUAAUAAACGGUUCUCUGAGAGGAAAAUCUUUAAAAACGGGUGGGACAGGCGUCAAAUCUGGUCCGAAGACUGGGUUUGGGGGAGAAGGGGAUGGGGAUUGGAUUAUCCCUCAUACCCAAAAUAAUGAUUAUCGUUAUCAUUACUCAAAAUCGCAAUAAAUGGAUUUGCCACGCAAUGUGAAAGGGCAAUGAAUGAUAAUGAUGACUAUGUAAAAGUAACUGGAUGGAUGUAUGUACUGCUGCUACUUCCGAUUAUUCUUCUUUUCCUCGCUUUGUCACCGCAUUUAAUUUUCCUAGGUGGGGUGCUGGUUUUUUUCAUUCUUUCCAUAUCCAAAGUCUGCGCUGCCCGAGUCAGAGGGCAAUAUAUAUAUAUAUAAUAUAUUAAUAGUCCUUAAUAUUAAUAAUUAACUUGCAUGUGGUAUAAAUAAUGAGCGGAAAUUAAUAGGAGCGAGCAUGCGCAAGAUGAAGUAUUCAUUUCUUAAAUGCCUGCCCCUUUUCAUGUGAGCGCCUCCACGCCGAGGCCAGGCGUUUCUCUACACUACGUGUUUUCAUCCUAUGCUGCGCUUGCAGGCACCAUUGUCUUCUAGUGUCUCCGUGUGUGUAAUGGGCUUAUUCAGUUUUACCUUCUCUGGCCUUCAACUUUGAGCACAGAUGUGGGUUUGAAGGGGCUGAAGAAAUCCCACAGAAAAAAUACUUGGUUUUCUUUAGCUACUGGUAAUAGUGGAGAGUAGAAAGAGAGGAGAAAUCAUGCCUAGAAGGCGAAGGGCGAAUGGAGGAGGGGGAAGUGUUAAAGGGGAAAGUCCUCCAGCUCCUGCAACUCCUCCUCAAUCCACAAAAGCCUUGCGGUUUCCUCUGCGACCGGGGCUUGGUCAGGCUGGUAUAAAAUGCCUCGUCAAAGCAAAUCACUUCCUUGCCGAGCUGCCUAACAAGGAUCUCCAUCAAUAUGACGUGUGUAUUACGCCGGAGGUGACAUCUAGAGGCGUGAACAGAGCCAUAAUGGGGCAGCUGGUUAAGCUUUACAGAGAUACAGAGUUGGGGAGACGGCUUCCCGUUUAUGAUGGGCGGAAGAGUCUUUACACCGCUGGUUUGCUGCCCUUUAAGUCUAAAGAAUUUACUGUGACUCUUGCAGACGAGGAUGAUGGAAUAUGUGCUAACAGUAACAAAGAAAGAGCGUCUAAGGAUAGAAAAUUCAAGGUGGUUAUAAAGUUUGCAGCUCGAGCAGAUUUGCAUCAUUUAGGGCAGUUUCUAGCCGGUAGACAAGCAGACGCUCCUCAGGAAGCUCUGCAGGUGCUCGAUAUCGUAUUGAGGGAAUUGUCAACUCACAGGUAUUGUCCUGUUGGAAGGUCAUUUUAUUCCCCUGGUUUGGGGAGACGGCAACCCCUGGGUGAGGGUUUGGAAACUUGGCGUGGGUUUUAUCAAAGUAUCAGGCCAACUCAGAUGGGCCUGUCCCUUAAUAUAGAUAUGUCUUCAACUGCAUUUAUUGAGCCACUCCCCGUGAUUGAUUUUGUUGCAAAAAUUUUAAAUAAGGAUGUGGUAACAAGGCCAUUGUCUGAUGCUGAUCGCAUAAAGAUUAAAAAGGCAUUGCGAGGUGUAAAAGUAGAAGUGACACAUAGGGUAAAUGUGCGUAGAAAGUACCGCAUUUCUGGAUUGACAUCACAACCCACCCGGGAGCUAAGGUUCCCUGUGGAUGAGAAAUCAACAAUGAAAUCAAUAGUGGAGUAUUUCCAAGAAAUGUAUGGCUUUAAAAUUCAGCAUACCCACCUUCCAUGCCUUCAAGUUGGAAAUACACAAAAGGCAAAUUAUCUGCCAAUGGAGGCUUGCAAGAUUGUGGAAGGGCAGAGAUAUUCAAAGCGGUUGAAUGAGAAACAAAUUACUAAUCUGUUGAAAGUUACAUGUCAGCGGCCCCAAGAAAGGGAAAUGGACAUCUUACAGACUGUUUCCCAUAAUGAUUAUGAUCAAGAUCCUUAUGCCAAGGAAUUUGGAAUAAAAAUUAGUGACAAGCUUGCCUCUGUAGAAGCUCGAAUCCUCCCUGCUCCAUGGUUGAAAUAUCAUGAUACUGGCAAGGAAAAAGUAUGCCUACCUCAAGUUGGUCAGUGGAACAUGAUGAAUAAGAAAAUGGUGAAUGGAGGAACAGUUAACCACUGGGCUUGCAUUAACUUUUCACGAAGUGUUCAAGAGAGUGUUGCUCGUGGGUUUUGUCAUGAGCUGGCUCAAAUGUGCCAAAUCUCUGGCAUGGUGUUCAACCUGGAACCUGUAAUUCCAAUCUACAGUGCACGGCCUGAACAGGUGGAUAGGGCUUUAAAAAAUGUUUACAAAGAGGCAAUGAACAGGCUCAGAGGCAAAGAAUUGGAGCUACUCAUAGUCAUAUUGCCUGACAACAAUGGCUCAUUGUAUGGAGAUUUGAAAAGAAUAUGUGAAACAGAUCUUGGCAUAAUAUCUCAGUGCUGUUUGACAAAGCAUGUUUUCAAAAUAAGCAGACAGUACCUGGCUAACGUCUCUCUAAAGAUUAAUGUAAAGGUGGGUGGAAGAAACACUGUGCUUUUGGAUGCUCUCAGCUGGAGGAUACCUUUAGUGAGUGAUAUACCAACCAUAAUUUUUGGGGCAGAUGUUACUCAUCCAGAGAAUGGAGAGGAAUCCAGUCCUUCUAUAGCAGCUGUUGUUGCUUCUCAAGAUUGGCCUGAAGUCACAAAGUAUGCAGGUUUGGUUUGUGCUCAAGCACACCGGCAAGAAUUGAUUCAAGAUCUGUUUAAGACCUGGCAGGAUCCUGUGAGAGGCACUGUGACUGGGGGCAUGAUAAAGGAGCUCCUAAUUUCCUUUCGGAAGGCAACAGGGCAGAAGCCUGCUAGAAUUAUAUUUUACAGAGAUGGUGUUAGUGACUGCCAGUUUUAUCAAGUACUUCUCUACGAGUUAGAUGCCAUCCGCAAGGCUUGUGCAUCACUUGAGCCAAAUUAUCAGCCCCCUGUAACAUUUGUGGUUGUACAAAAGCGUCACCAUACAAGGUUAUUUGCUAACAACCAUAAGAACAGGAACACCAUUGAUAGGAGUGGAAACAUCUUACCAGGCACCGUGGUGGACACCAAAAUUUGUCAUCCAAAUGAAUUUGAUUUUUAUCUAUGCAGCCAUGCCGGUAUUCAGGGAACAAGCAGACCUGCUCAUUACCAUGUUCUUUGGGAUGAAAACAAUUUCACAGCUGAUGGGAUGCAGUCAUUGACAAAUAAUCUCUGUUACACGUAUGCGCGCUGCACCCGCUCUGUUUCUAUAGUUCCACCAGCAUACUAUGCACACUUGGCUGCAUUUAGAGCGCGCUAUUACAUGGAACCAGACAUGUCAGACAAUGGAUCAUUGUCCACUGGAACAGGCAAUGGCAAUGCCCACGGCAAUGGUAAAGGUGGGAGCCGCAAUAAUAGUAAUGGCAAUGGUACACGGGUGGGCGUUCGGCAGUUGCCUGCACUCAAGGAUAAUGUGAAGAAAGUUAUGUUUUAUUGCUGAUCUAUGUUAUUGUCUUUACCCACUGUAACUAUCUGUUGUAUUUUAGAGCGCCGGUGCACUCAUGGAUCUACACAUUUCGUAAUAAUCACGCGCCCUUUCCCAUGACAGAGCCCUUUUCCAUGGCCUCAUUCAUUUGAGGGGAUUCAUGCGGGCUUUGGCCUCUAGCAGAGGAACUGUACCAUUCUUGCAGGGGUGGCCCCGCUUGAGUCUCAAAUUUCAGAAAUUGGGAACGUGUCAUCUCUCAUCUUCAUCUUCUCUUUUUUUAAUGGAAAGAGGGUGUAUUUUCAAUUGAAACACUUUUUAACAGGGAUCUCAGGGCGUUUGCUUUCUUGAGAUGCCAUUAUAAUGUAUUUGUUCAGCUGUGGACAGUUUAAUGUAAAUAGUAAUUGUAUUGAAAAUA
Cryptomeria japonica (Japanese cedar) is the source of this 4071-nucleotide messenger RNA. Its product is annotated as protein argonaute PNH1. The transcript is spliced from 22 exons. Gene Ontology annotation, cellular component: cytoplasm. Gene Ontology annotation, molecular function: RNA binding; protein binding. NCBI's taxonomy places the organism in Eukaryota, Viridiplantae, Streptophyta, Pinopsida, Cupressales, Cupressaceae. The record is from RefSeq and is a predicted model, not a curated record. The coding region runs from base 930 to 3671 and encodes 913 amino acids. Gene Ontology annotation, biological process: regulatory ncRNA-mediated post-transcriptional gene silencing.